Molecule: messenger RNA, 241 nt
Organism: Staurois parvus
Lineage: Eukaryota; Metazoa; Chordata; Amphibia; Anura; Ranidae
Source: the annotation of a GenBank genome assembly
UCAAUAAAUUUCCCCCCCACCCUUUCACUGCUUAUUAAACAUGAAUACCGUAAUCCUUAAAGUGCUACUAGACCCAGGACCCUGCAUUCACUAUAUCUGGUCUCCCACAGACCCUGCAUUCACUAUAUCUGGUCUCCCACAGUACACAGAACAAGGAAAAGCAAUUAUUUAAGUGAAUAUAAACUGCAAAAUACCCUUUCUCAUCAGCAGUUAGAGCAGUCUUGUGACUUCUAUCAGUGUC